Messenger RNA from Vitis riparia (riverbank grape), 826 nucleotides. RefSeq names its product glycine cleavage system H protein, mitochondrial. The transcript is spliced from 4 exons. The record is from RefSeq and is a predicted model, not a curated record. Gene Ontology annotation, biological process: glycine decarboxylation via glycine cleavage system; protein lipoylation. Lineage: Eukaryota; Viridiplantae; Streptophyta; Magnoliopsida; Vitales; Vitaceae. Gene Ontology annotation, cellular component: mitochondrion; glycine cleavage complex; cytoplasm. Bases 115 to 612 code for a protein of 165 amino acids.
AUAAAACAGAAGACACAUAAAGAGAGAGGAGCCACCACCUCCUCUCCUUAGUGGUUUGAGGCUUUGAGCCAACCAAAGACACAGGAAGAGAGAAGGCAAAAUAAAGAAGAUAACAUGGCACUGAGAAUGUGGGCUUCUUCUACUGCUAAUGCUCUGAGAGUCUCUUGUGCCUCCAAAGCUCACGUGUCUCCUGCAUUUUCUCUCUCAAGAUGCUUUUCCUCUGUUUUGGAUGGGUUGAAGUAUGCAACUUCACAUGAAUGGGUGAAGCAUGAAGGCUCAGUGGCAACAAUUGGUAUCACUGAUCAUGCUCAGGACCACCUAGGAGAAGUAGUGUUUGUGGAGCUACCAGAGCCUGGUGGUUCAGUUUCAAAAGGAAACGGCUUUGGAGCUGUGGAAAGUGUGAAAGCAACCAGUGAUGUCAAUUCCCCAAUCUCUGGCGAGGUUGUUGAGGUCAACUCUAAGCUUAGUGAAGCGCCUGGUUUGAUCAAUUCAAGCCCAUAUGAAGAUGGAUGGAUGAUCAAGGUGAAGCCUAGUAAUCCAUCAGAGUUGGAAUCCUUGAUGGGUCCAAAGGAAUACACGAAAUUCUGUGAGGAAGAAGAUGCUGCCCAUUAGAAUUUUCCAUAUGUUUUUUGUGUAUGCUUUUCUUGAACCGACUUACCUUGAGCUGUUAAAGGUCAAUAUCUUCAGAACUGCAGGCUCCAACUAUGUGAAGUCUGCUAUCUUUUCUUUCUUUAUUGUUCUUCAACCUUUUUGUAUUUCUGCAUCUUCAUGUAAUCAAGAACCAUUCCUCCUUUCUAUCUCACCCCAUCUACUGUUCUUCAUUCAA